AUGGGGCAACUCUUGUCACAUCCUUUAACAGAGAAGACGAUCGCUUAUAAUCAAUAUGACCACAUCUCUGCACAUACACACAAGGCGCAUCUUCUCCAUAGGUCCAAAAAUACAGACAGUAAGGAACCGGAGAGAACGCCGCAAUUUUUUAACUGCGUGGGCUCUAUGCAGGGCUAUCGACUGACUCAAGAGGAUGCACAUCUGGUAGCAAAUUGUGACACAGCGCUGGAUAUCAAAUUUUAUGACCCAUUCAAAGAAUGUGAGGAAAACUUGGUGAUGUCGCUCUUUGGUGUCUUUGAUGGUCAUGGCGGUGGCGAGUGUUCUCAGUAUGUUAGUUCCGAUCACAAUCAUAAUGAAGGUAUCUGCAAAUGGAUUAAACUUGCGUUCGAAUCGCACGAAUAUGGAGCCUUUGGUAGCCACGAAAAAUUGUCUAAAGUGCACAAGCGCAAAUUCAGAACGAUUGAGGGUUUAAUAUGCCAGGUUCUGAAAGAUGCUUUCCUUAUGCAAGACCGCGAACUAUACUGUCAUUUUGCGAACGAAUCGUGUGGCUCCACAGGAAUCCUAGCCGUCAUCAUUAAUGGGGAAAUGCUUUACGUAGCCAAUACAGGCGACUCACGAUGUGUUCUAUCGACGAAAGGUCGAGGCGUCAAGACUCUAUCAUAUGAUCACAAACCGCAGCAUAUUGGAGAGCUGGUACGGAUAAAUGACGAUGGAGGUACCGUUUCUCUCGGUAGAGUGGGCGGUGUUUUAGCGCUCAGUAGGGCAUUCGGCGAUUUCCAGUUCAAGACAAGCGUUUCGUAUACAAAUAGUGCAACUGGGUCAGCUACGCAACGGUAUGUCGCACCAGCGCAGGAAGCGCAAGUCACAGUAGAGCCAGAUGUAUUACCACACCGGAUAUGCUAUGAACGUGAUGAGUUUCUAGUUUUAGCUUGCGAUGGAAUUUGGGAUCUUUACAGCAACAAAAAUUUGGUUCAGUUUAUCAAGUACCAUUUGACAUUGGGUUUAAAGUUCGAUGAAAUUGUUACAAAGUUGCUUGAUCACGGCAUUAGCUCCGCAGAUAGCAAUACUGGAGUUGGUUUCGAUAACAUGACAAUAAUAAUUGUCGCUCUCAAUCAGCAGGGCGAUUCGCUAGCUCAUUGGUAUGGGAAGAUGAAAAUACGAUUAGAAAGGGAAAAAGGUCUAAUAGCAUAA
Lachancea nothofagi CBS 11611 is the source of this 1191-nucleotide messenger RNA. Lineage: Eukaryota; Fungi; Ascomycota; Saccharomycetes; Saccharomycetales; Saccharomycetaceae. The record is from the annotation of a GenBank genome assembly.